UCACCAUUUUUGAAAUUUUAAUGAUUUUAACCUCAAAUUUAGAACACAGUUGAAAACAAAUUUUUAGCCCAACAUUCGAAAUGGCUGGAACUUUGUGUGCUAGAUUAAAUAAGCUUUCAUCUUUUUCUGGAAUUACAGUCCCUGCACGCAAGGUUGCUGCUUUAUCUGCUUAUGAUGUUCAGCACAAACACCCUUUUGCCAAGAAAGUGACCCCAAUUCCAAAAGCCAAAUAUGGAGGUCGCCAUGCUGUAACCAUGUUACCUGGUGGUGGUAUUGGACCAGAACUAAUGGGAUAUGUGAAGGAAGUUUUCAGGUAUGGAGGAGUCCCAGUUGACUUUGAGACUGUUCAAAUUGAUCCAAAAAGUGAUAGUAAUGAAGAUUUAGAGUAUGCGAUCACUUCCAUUCGAAGGAAUGGAGUGGCCAUUAAAGGUAAUAUUGAAACAAAAAGUCUUGACACAGAUGUCAUCUCCCGAAACGUCGCUUUACGUAAUGAGUUGGAUCUGUUCGUCAAUGUUGUCCACUGCCAAAGUUGCCCUGGCAUCAAAGCGCGGCAAAAGGAUAUUGAUAUCAUAAUCAUCCGUCAAAACACUGAGGGUGAAUAUGCCAUGUUGGAGCAUGAGAGUGUUCACGGAGUUGUUGAGUCCAUGAAGGUUGUGACAGAAGAAAAUUCAGAAAGACUGGCGCGGUAUGCUUUCGACUAUUGUAGACUCCAUGGCAGAAAGAAAGUCACCACUGUCCACAAAGCCAAUAUCAUGAAACUGUCAGAUGGACUGUUCUUAGAAGUCUCAAAGAGGAUAGCAAAAGAGUACCCAGACAUCCAGCAUGACGCCAUGAUUAUUGACAACACAUGCAUGCAGCUCGUGGCAAACCCACAUCAAUUCGACGUCAUGCUCACAACCAACCUCUACGGCUCCAUCGUCUCCAACGUCAUUUGUGGUCUUCUUGGAGGUGCUGGUCUGCUCUCUGGCCGAAACUACGGUGACCACUAUGCUGUUUUUGAGCCAGGAACCCGUAACACUGGUACUGCAAUCGCAGGGAAGAACAUCGCUAAUCCUAUUGCCAUGUUAAACGCGUCAGUAGAUAUGUUGGAGCACUUAGGUCACGACUCACAUGCCGAAGUUAUAAGAACUGCAAUUAACAAAACCAUUAGCGAAGAUCAUAUUCACACACCUGAUUUGGGUGGUCAAGCAACCAGUAUCGAUGUUGUGCAAAAUAUCAUCAAGCAUGUCCAAGCUCUCUCUAAAAAGUGAUGAUUCUCUCUCAUUUGUUCCCGCAAACUCAUAGUAUCAAAGCGAAAUCUAUAAAUCUGUCCCUUGGCUGAAACACACUGUUCACAUUAUUCUCACUUUUCAUGCCUCCCAGUCGUGUCUCUACGUGAUAAGGUUAUCAGAUGUAUUAAAUAUUAAAUGGAUUGCAUUUUGCAAAAAGGAACCAAGAGCACUCCAGUGUUGCUUAGAUUGUGCAACUUUUUUUACCUUGCAAAUAUUAAUUGAUCGUCUGAACAAGUCUUAUCAUUACUCCCAAUAAAUUGUGAAUUCAAGACGAACAUUGCCUUUGUAAAUUUAAUAUUUUGCAUGAUUUCAGUAAUUUUAUCGCGAAGAAUGUAAGUUGCACAAUCCUAGCAACAUUGGAAUUCUCUUGGUUCCUUUUUGCAAAAUGCAAUCCAAAUCACCUGUUAUAGUCUCAGCCAUGAGCAUUUCAAAGCGCCUUCAAAUUCGCCGGGUAGGCAAUUAGCAGCCCGGAGAGUUAAAAUAGUUGCCAUCUGCACCGGAUGAAGUUAAAUGUGCGAUCAGUCAUUUUUACUUUCAUGCUGAUGGUCCCCGCUCCUGAUUUGACUGUUUGCCUCUUCUUCUCCAUUCAAACGCAUUAGAAACAGUGAGCAGUCAAUCAUAGUCAGGGCAGACUGCUGCAAAAAUAUCGAUUGCUUUAACAUACUUUCAAGAGGACGAAAUCUGGUGUUGCCAACCUUUCAAGAAUCGCCACCGGUGAAUAGCGAUCACCAAAGCACGAGGGCUCGGGAAAAGAGGCUACCUGUUAACCUGUUGUCGUCAUCUCGAUAAGUUACUCAGAUUUUAAUAAUAUUUUUCAAAUGUGACAUCGUCCGCUACCCGAUGGCAUGACAGAAUUUUUCAUUCAAAUAACAGAAAUUAAAAAAAAAUCCUCUUUGUUUUACAUUCAAAUACUAAAUCAGUCGUCGCAGUCCUUGCCAUGAACAAUUAAAUGCGCCUUCAAAUUUGCCGGAUAAGCAAUUUGCACCCCGGAGAGUUAAAAUAGUUGCUGCCUUGUGAAAUGACGGAACUCAGAUCAUUUCUGCGGAUGGAUUUACAAUGAAGACAAUGAGUACAAUAAACAUGUUCUUCUCUAAAGCUCCCGUAGGUCUAAGCCUUGUCAACGCUGGUUCGAAUCGUAUAACUCGAAUAACGCUGUCAUAAAUCGGAGAUUAAAGGACUAAAAUAGUCCUUUAAUCAAACUCGGAUUGUUUUUGAUUAGCAAAAACCAGACGUCAAUUAUUUGUGUUCAACGGGCAACCCAAAGUGAAUUUUUGUAAAUGUCUUAUAUUUUUAUAUUUUCCUGAUCAUAUUAUAAUCUAGUCAAUUCUGCCUUCAAUUGUGACCACGAGUAAGAAAUACUCAAAUAUAUCCUUUUAAUGCUUACAUGAGCGUAA
Messenger RNA from Bemisia tabaci, 2665 nucleotides. RefSeq names its product Isocitrate dehydrogenase (NAD(+)) 3 non-catalytic subunit gamma (gene Idh3g). NCBI's taxonomy places the organism in Eukaryota, Metazoa, Arthropoda, Insecta, Hemiptera, Aleyrodidae. Gene Ontology annotation, cellular component: mitochondrion. Gene Ontology annotation, biological process: isocitrate metabolic process; tricarboxylic acid cycle. The record is from RefSeq and is a predicted model, not a curated record.